This is a messenger RNA of Penicillium salamii, 618 nucleotides long. Lineage: Eukaryota; Fungi; Ascomycota; Eurotiomycetes; Eurotiales; Aspergillaceae. The record is from the annotation of a GenBank genome assembly.
AUGAUUCCUCGUACAGCAUCCCGGGCACUUUUCGCCUCCAUUCGGCCAUCUGUCCGUUCAUCGAUCCCUCGAGCCAGUGCCAUCCGCCCUGCGGCGUCGCAAUUCACUCGCGGCUUCCAGUCCUCCCCAGCAAUUCGCAAGGGAAUCCACCCAGAGUCCGCGGACCCCCCGGCUCCAAACCCACAGUCUGCACCAGUGGCUGGAGCUGCUAGUCACAUCACCGAGCCUUCGCCAUUGUCAGCAGAGGAGUACUACGAGUAUUCGGAGCACUAUUUCAAUGUGCUGCUAGCUCACCUUGAGUCGGCGCAAGAGGAGGGUGCCGAUGUUGAAGGAGAGUACAGUGCUGGCGUUCUUAACGUUUCCGUUCCCGCAAUUGGCACCUUCGUGCUCAACAAGCAACCACCCAACAAGCAAAUCUGGCUCAGCUCACCUAUCUCUGGGCCCAAGCGAUUCGACUGGAUUGUCGAGGGCGACUACAUGCAUGAGAAGCAGGAUUCGCGACCUUUCGUCAAUGGGCAGUGGAUUUACCUGCGUGAUGGAACUAACUUGACCGAUCUGCUGAACUCGGAGUUGACUUUGCGUCUACCCCAGGAUAUCUACAGUGAGAUUGUUGAGUAA